AUGGCGAUCAUAGGCGACGCGCUUCGCCAGGCGUUCAUGCCCAAGCGCGAGUAUGAGAGCCUCAGGGAAGAAGAGAAAGCGUGGGGCAAGCUUCAGAGACCCGUGACCAUGGCUUCCGUGGCUGCCAUCUGGCUGGCGAUAUUCGUAUCCACCGUUGUCAGUUUGAAAAUCGUGUUUCCUAGUAGUGAUGGGAGAAGAGCGUUCUGUGUCGAUCGAAGGCUUCAACCUAUACAGAUAGGGAUGAAAGGAGAUUCCGAUUCCGAUCUGUUCCCCGGCGCUUUCUAUCUCACGGACCAGGAGAUUGCUGAUUAUUACUGGAUGGUUGUGUUUAUUCCAUCGAUGAUCGUUUUCGCGCUCUCGGUUGUGUAUCUUGUUGCCGGCAUAGCUGUUGCAUAUUCUGCUCCAACAAGGCAUGGAUUCUUGAAGGUGGUUGAAAAUAAUUACUGUGCUUCAAGAAGGGGUGGUGUACGAUGUCUAUCCAUCUUAAACCUUAUAUUUGCUAUCAUCUUUGGUCUUCUUGCCUUGUUUCUUGGUUCAAGCCUCUUGACAAUGGUGAGCAACUGCUCUAAACCUCUGUUUUGGUGCUACGAAAUUACAUCGUGGGGACUGGUUUUACUAUAUGGGGGCACUGCCUUCUUCUUGAGGAGAAAGGCAGCCACAAUUCUUGAUGAGGGAAAUUUUAGUGGUCAAAAUCUAGGGCUGGAAAUGUUGGAAACGAACCCCCUGGAAGUUACCCCAGAGGUGGAAAGGCGUGUUAAUGAAGGGUUUAAAGCAUGGAUGGGUCCAUCCCUUCUUUCUUCUGACGAAGAAGACGAACUUGACAGCUAUGAUGAUUCUAUACGUACUAACUCAAACAGGCAAAGACACUGA
This is a messenger RNA of Sphenostylis stenocarpa, 870 nucleotides long. Lineage: Eukaryota; Viridiplantae; Streptophyta; Magnoliopsida; Fabales; Fabaceae. The record is from the annotation of a GenBank genome assembly.